Messenger RNA from Aspergillus niger, 1287 nucleotides. RefSeq lists its product as uncharacterized. NCBI's taxonomy places the organism in Eukaryota, Fungi, Ascomycota, Eurotiomycetes, Eurotiales, Aspergillaceae. The record is from RefSeq and is a predicted model, not a curated record. The transcript has 2 exons. Gene Ontology annotation, cellular component: cytoplasm. The coding region runs from base 1 to 1287 and encodes 428 amino acids.
AUGGAUGUAGCCUAUGACCACAUCCAAGAGGAGAUCUUCUCCUCCAACGAUUCCGCCAAGAAAGAAAACAACAGCAACAACAAUAACAACCCCUCCGAUGCACCCGCCACCAACUCAGACCGCCCCAAUGUCGACCUUAACGCCGAACUGCAGGAAACCUUCCGCGCUUUCUCCGCGAGUCCCUGGGGUGCACGCAUCGGCGGGCUCUGGGACAAUGUCCGCAAACAAGGCGAAAGCUAUUACGAAGGCGCUCGCCAGGAGUACGCCGCCGCCAGCGAAGAAGCCGCCAAGGGGUUCUCGGAUCUGAAGAGUAGCAUCGUCGGGCGCACGCGGGGGUUGUCCCUGAGCACAGCUUUCAACAAUAAUAUCAUCGGCGCUGGCAGCAGUACAACAACUGAACAGGAGACGGAAACAUCGUCAUCUACGCCCAAGAAUGAGGCCGAAGAGAAGGAGAAGGCUGGACCUUCUGCCAGCUCGGAUAACAGUAAUGAGGGGUUCCUCUCGCGGUUCAAGGCUGAGGCCGCCCGCCGACUUAAGGAGAUCGAAAAGGCAGAGGAAGCAGCCGACGAAGCUAUCCUGCGCUUUGGGAUGAAUAUUGGACAGAAAUUGAAGGAUGCAGUUAGCAUUGUGCCGCCGUCUACGGAGUCGUCGUCGGAUAAGCUACUGUUUGAAAGUAAGGAUGCAGAUGGGAAGCGCGUUAUCCAUGCUACGCGGUUCGAGGCGCAGCUUCAUGUCAUCCAUUCGAAUUUGGAGAGUUUUUCGAAGGACCCCGUGAGUGAUGAGUGGCCUGCUUUCAAGCAGUCCUUCAAUGUGGACGAUAAGACGGAUGCUAUUGCCGCCGACUUGGAGAAGUAUCCGGAGCUGCGCUCCGCCAUGGAGAAGCUUGUUCCCGAGAAGGUGGAAUACGCGGUCUUCUGGUGCCGGUACUAUUUCUUGCGUUUGGUUAUUGAGACUGAGGAGCAGAAGCGGAAGGAGCUUCUUAAGGAUGUCAACGUCGAUGAGGAAGAAGUCAAGUGGGAUGAUGAUUCCGACGACGACACCGACUCUCCCUCUACGCCUCAAGUCCAGCAAUCUACCUCAACCACCAAGGCCACCUCUGCCACCCCUACUGCCACUGCUACCGAGAAGGAUACCCUGAAGCCCACAGAACCCCGCCGGUCCAACGACCAACAGUCCCAGCCCGACAGCGAAUCCAGCUACGACCUCGUCAGCGGUGCGACCAGCCGCACUCCUGCCAGUCCCAAGGAAAAGGCCAAGGACGAGGAAAGCGAUGACGACUGGGAGUAA